Molecule: messenger RNA, 2952 nt
Organism: Drosophila sulfurigaster albostrigata
Lineage: Eukaryota; Metazoa; Arthropoda; Insecta; Diptera; Drosophilidae
Product: WD repeat-containing protein 26 homolog
Exons: 3
Coding region: 1-1932 (643 amino acids)
Biological process (GO): proteasome-mediated ubiquitin-dependent protein catabolic process
Cellular component (GO): GID complex
Molecular function (GO): protein binding
Source: RefSeq, a predicted model, not a curated record
AUGAAUAUGCAGAACAGUACAGCGUUGUCGUCCUCCGCGGCUGGCGGUGCCGGGCCUGGCUCCUCAGAUGGCUCUGGGUCCGCUGUCGAGCUGCCACCAGGUGCCGAUCAUGUCACCAAUGAGGGUGGCGGGGCUGGAGCUGAUGGAGCAACCGAUGAUGGCGCUCCAGCAUCCAGCGGACAUAGCAAUAAUACCACAAACGGACAUGAUGUGAAGCACAAUGGAUUCGCGGCCAAUAAUAAUGGCAGCACCAAUAGCUGUGCCGUUGAUGGCGAGAACAAUCGUGAAAACAGUAGUGGCUACAGUGGGGUGCACUUGGACAAAUCAAAUCAGGAGAUCAUACGCUUGAUUGGUCAAUAUUUGCACGACGUGGGUCUGGAGAAGUCGGUGAAGACUCUAAUGGGUGAAUCGAAUUGCUACUUGGAGCACCCAUCGGCUACCAAGUUCAGAGAGCAUGUUUUGGUUGGCGACUGGAUCAAAGCGGAUGCUGAUCUCAAGGAUCUGGAGCCAUUGAUCGAUAAUGGCAAGUCGUCAACAAUUACUGAAAUGAAAUUCAUAUUGCUGGAACAGAAAUAUUUGGAGCAUUUGGAUGAUGGCAAUCCUUUGGAUGCCCUUCAUGUGCUGCGCAGCGAACUGACGCCACUGCAGCAUAAUAUAUUGCGUGUUCAUCAAUUAUCCUCGUACAUGAUGUGUUCGACCAAUCACGACCUCUAUCAACGCGCCAAGUGGGAGGGCAAGGGCAUUGCAUCGCGUGCCCUUGUCAUGGAACGCCUACAGACAUUUAUGCCGCCAUCGGUUAUGAUGUCUCCACGUCGCCUACGCACGCUGCUCCAACAGGCGGUUGAGCUGCAAAGUCAGAACUGCCCUUGUCACGAUAUGGCCUGGGAGACCAAUUUACAGACGGUCUCGUUGCUAACCGAUCACUGCUGCACCACAGACGGGUUUCCCAUGCAGACAAUACAAGUGCUCACCGAUCACUGUGAUGAGGUGUGGUUCUGUAAGUUCUCACCCGAUGGCCUAAAGCUGGCCACGGGCAGCAAAGACUGCACUGUGAUCAUCUGGGAUGUAGAUCCAUAUAAGCUGACACUUAAACAUCGCCGUGUGCUCGUUAGCCAGCCGCAAAUGAAUGUUAGCUUUGUUAGCUGGAGCCCAGACUCGAAAGUGAUUCUAGUUGGUGGCACUGAGGACUCGCAUGAGCUGUUUUUCUGGAAUGUGGACGAUGGAAAGUUGGUCCUCAAGUUUUCACAAUCCCUGGAGGAUAGUUUGGCGUGCGGCACUUUCAGUCGCGAUGGCAAUCACUUUGUUUGCGGAGGACAAAAGGGUCAGCUCUAUCUAUGUGAUCUAGACGGCAACCUUCUCGAUUCCUGGGAAGGAGUGCGCGUAAACAGCGUCGCCUUUCGGGCGGACAACAAAACCAUAUUAGCAGCCGAUAAUCACUAUCGCAUAAGAGGCUAUAACUUUGAUUCCCCGCGCUCGGACUUUGAUAUAUUGCGGGAAUCACAUCCAAUUAUGACGUUCAGCAUCAAUUCAGCCGAUCGUUUGGCCCUGCUGAAUGUCUCCAAUCAAGGUCUGCAUCUCUGGGACAUUGAGGACAAGUGUCUGUUGCGACGUUUUCAGGGAAUUAGGCAGAGCAACUUUGCCAUUCAUUCGUGCUUUGGUGGCGUUAACGAGAGCUUCGUGGCGAGCGGCAGCGAAGACAAGGUUGUGUACAUUUGGCAUCUUAAGCGUGAGGAGCCGCUGGCCAAGUUGGCCGGUCACACCAAGACGGUUAACUGCGUAUCAUGGAAUCCAGUAUAUCCGUCCCUACUAGCCAGCGCUAGCGAUGAUGCCACAGUUCGUAUUUGGGGUCCGAAGCCCACAGGUAGCAGUGCAACGACCGAAAGCGAUGACUGCUCAUCCAGCUCAUCGUCGUCCUCGUGGAACAUGACCUAAACACCCGCUUUCAAGAUCUGUGUUUGUGUGGCGUCUAUGCAUAAUGGAGGAUUGUUGCACACGGACUUAAUUUUAGUGUGAGAUUCGGGUUUCUCUUUAGUCAAAAGCCAUUUUCGAUAGCUCAAAAUAAUGGAUAUUUCUUAAUUGUAGCGAGUAUAUUGCAAUAGUGUAUUUUCCUGGUAACAAAGCAGAGUUCAAUAUUUGAAAAUGUUCUAAUCAUUAAUAUAUACACAUAUUAAUAUAUAUGUAUAUUCGUGUCCGUUUAUAUGUGUGUGCGAUCCUCUGUUGCGUAAAUCUGCAUAAAUAUUUGACUCAGAAUUAGAUUUAUAAGUAAAACUCCCAAUGUCGAUCUAAAUGUGGUGCGCACGUCCUUGCAACCAGCAUAUAUUUGUUGCAGCGAUGGCGAGAACACUAGACUGCCAUUACAAUACCAUGUGUAUGAGCAGCAUGACUUACAAUUAGCAUUAAACAUUAUAUAAGGUACAUUGACAUUUGUCUCACACAUAAUCGGACACAAACGAACGAUCACGCGAUACGAACGAGUAUGUAUGGAUUUUGUUCAAUACUUUUCAAACAAGAAGAACACCAACAAUAAUAGUAUUUUUUAAAAGUUCUUUAACAUAUGUAUGUAUAUUUAUUAACAUGCCUAUGUAUUGUGUAUUGGCUUUUAGUUUUUUAUCCAAUUUCAAAGUGGGCCAACCCAAUUUGAUAUCUUUUUGCCAUUUGAUUUAUUUUAAUUAGUUUUCGACAUUUCGACGUCAAUUCAGAAUUAUUGUAAUGCAUAAUUUUGUAACAAAUGGAAUGAUUGGGUAAAUGGGCUUUUGAUAAGUUUUAAUUCUUUAUAGAUUAUUAAUUUAGGCCCAGCGCCUCAUCUCACCUAAAGUUAGACUUUUGUUUCGUCAUCUGCAGAUUGGUGUUUACCACGUUGUAACACAAUUACUUAUAUGAAGAAACGGGCCUUAGUACCGCAAUUUAAUUUCAUAAUCAAUACAUGCAAUAAAGAUAUACAUAUGUAAUAAA